AUGGAAGAAUUGAAAAGCAAUGGUAAGAAACAGAUAAUUGCAGCUACAAAUGCCCUGAGCAUGGGUGUGAAUUUCCCUGACAUUCGUUAUGUUGUAAACUGGGGCCCUGCUAGAAAUAUACUUGAUCACCAUCAAGAAGCUGGGCGUGCUGGAAGACAUAAUGUCACAUCAGAUGUUGUAAUUAUUUUUCAUGGACAGCAGCUUUCACAAUGUGAAGAUGAUGUUAAGUCAUUUCUUAGGGCAUCGGGAUGUCUGAGGGUUGCAAGCUACAAAGCUUUUGAUGAAAGUAUCAAGCCACUUGAACAAGGACAUGACUGCUGUACCAACUGCAGGGAAUCUUGUCUGUGUCAAGGAGACACGUGCUGCAUCCAAACUGCAAAUUGA
Actinia tenebrosa (Australian red waratah sea anemone) is the source of this 384-nucleotide messenger RNA. RefSeq lists its product as uncharacterized. Gene Ontology annotation, cellular component: chromosome; cytoplasm. Gene Ontology annotation, biological process: double-strand break repair via homologous recombination. Gene Ontology annotation, molecular function: 3'-5' DNA helicase activity; four-way junction helicase activity. NCBI's taxonomy places the organism in Eukaryota, Metazoa, Cnidaria, Anthozoa, Actiniaria, Actiniidae. The record is from RefSeq and is a predicted model, not a curated record.